AUGAAUCGUGCCGCACCACAAGCCCUUGGCACACGUCCUAUUCCUGUAGGCAAGCCCAAUUGUCUUGCAGGCUAUACAUUUGUAUUAUCCGGUGAAUUGGAGACAUUGACAAAGGAGCAAACCAGCGACGUCAUUAAGCGUUACGGAGGUCGUAUUACUGGUAGUGUCAGCGGUAAAACAACGUUUUUGGUCCGUGGACGGGAUGCCGGUGCAUCAAAGACAGCGAAAGCAGAGAAACUCGGGACCAAGAUCUUGAAUGAAGAUGGGUUUUAUGAAUUGGUGGAAGGCGAAGAGUCAAAAGGCGGUGAAGCAGCCCAGCCAGCGAAAAAGACCACCAGCAAGGGCAAAGGCAAAAAAGACACUAGCAUACUGUCGACCCCAGACGACCCAUCGUCUCGCCAUCAACUGUGGACCGAGAAAUAUAAACCGCAAUCAGUGGAAGAAAUUCUUGGUAACAAGGAACUCGUGCGAAAAAUUUCAACUUGGCUGGAACACUGGCAAGAAAAUAUGGCCAAAGGUUUUCCGGCCAAUGCAGACAAGGAUGGCUUAUCUGCCUAUCGAGCCAUGCUCCUGAGCGGUCCACCCGGUAUCGGUAAAACCACAACAGCCCACGUUGUAGCCAAGACGUACGGAUAUGCCGCCUUAGAAUUCAAUGCCAGUGAUGUCCGUAGCAAGCAAGUCCUCAAAAAUGAAACGCGUAUGCUGAAAGGGAAAAAGGUAGUACUCAUCAUGGAUGAAGUCGACGGUAUGUCAGGCGGUGACCGAGGAGGGUCCGCUGAACUCGCUUCUCUUAUUCGAAAAGCCAAGAUUCCCGUAAUUUGUAUCUGUAACGAUGUCCGUUCUACUAAAGUCCAGCCUUUAUUGCGUGUGUGUUAUGACGCUCGUUUCAAAAGAGAACAACUGGAACUUGAUCCCAAUGCUCUCGAUCAACUCGUCCACGCGACUGGCAACGACAUUCGACAGAUAUUGAAUAUUCUCUCAACCUUUCGGCUUAAAGAAACAUCGAUGGAUUACGAUCGCGCAAAGGCAGUUGGCAAAAGCAAUGAAAAAUAUUCCCAAAUGACCUUGUUUGAUAUUCCGCUGGCAUUGCUUAGUCAGUCUUCAUGGCGAAGCAAAACGCUGUCGCAGAAAUCCGACGUAUACUUUCACGAUUACAAUAUGGCCCAUCUCAUGAUGUUUGAUAAUUAUACAAAAAGCGAUCCAGAGAAAGCCAAAAACAGAGUCAAGGAAGAGAGUUCUGAAGAAACGGAUUGUCGUAGAAUGGAGUUAAUCGCGCAAGCGGCUGAAGCCAUGGGUGAAGGUGAUCUUGUAGAUCGUAUGAUGCAUGGUUCUGUACAGCAUUGGUCGUUACUACCGGUACAUGCGAUUCUUUCUUGCGUGCGACCGGCGUCAUAUAUGGAAGGCAGCUUGGCAGGCAACCGCCUUACAUUUCCUCAAUGGCUGGGACAAAACUCCAAAAAGGCCAGAUAUAUUCGGGAACUCCAGGAUGUACAGAAUCGUAUGCGCAUGCGAGCUUCUGGCGAUAAAUUUGAGAUUCGCCAUAAUUAUGUACCAACGUUGAUCCAACGUAUCUUUGUCUACCUGAAAGAUGGGCAAUACGAUGAAGCCUUCAAAAUCAUGGAUGAAUAUGGAUUAAGUAGAGAAAAUCUUGAUACACUCAAUGACUUGGAGAUCGCCUCCAAGAAACCAAUGUCCAAGCUACCGAGUGAAGUACGGACGACAUUUACAAAGCUAUAUAACAAGCGGGAGCAUCCUGUGCUCUUCCAAAGCUCAGGAAUGAUGAAGAAACAAAUCGCAAUCCCCACUGAGGAUGUGGAAGGCACGAUUUUCGGUGAGGAUGAAGAUGACGGUACGAAUGAAGAGGAAAAUGCGGCAGAUGAAGCCUCCGACGAAGAUGUAUCAAAAGAUAAGCUUAUCAAAGAAACGUCGCCGAAGAAACGCCCUGCUCCUGCUGCUGCUGCUGCUGCCUCCAGCCGUCGAACCAAGAAACAAAAGGCUUGA
Radiomyces spectabilis is the source of this 2001-nucleotide messenger RNA. RefSeq names its product replication factor RFC1 C terminal domain-containing protein. Gene Ontology annotation, cellular component: DNA replication factor C complex; nucleus. Gene Ontology annotation, molecular function: DNA binding; ATP binding; ATP hydrolysis activity. Lineage: Eukaryota; Fungi; Mucoromycota; Mucoromycetes; Mucorales; Radiomycetaceae. The record is from RefSeq and is a predicted model, not a curated record. Gene Ontology annotation, biological process: DNA repair; DNA replication. Bases 1 to 2001 code for a protein of 666 amino acids. The transcript has 12 exons.